This is a messenger RNA of Rhopalosiphum maidis (corn leaf aphid), 2239 nucleotides long. RefSeq lists its product as uncharacterized. The transcript has a single exon. NCBI's taxonomy places the organism in Eukaryota, Metazoa, Arthropoda, Insecta, Hemiptera, Aphididae. The coding region runs from base 417 to 1880 and encodes 487 amino acids. Gene Ontology annotation, biological process: phosphatidylinositol phosphate biosynthetic process; intracellular signal transduction. Gene Ontology annotation, molecular function: 1-phosphatidylinositol-3-kinase regulator activity. Gene Ontology annotation, cellular component: phosphatidylinositol 3-kinase complex. The record is from RefSeq and is a predicted model, not a curated record.
AACACAAUAAUAAUAAUAAUAAUAAAUGUAUAAGAUAUAAUACUAUUACAGUAGUUCACUGUUCACUCGUUUAUAGGAUCGUCGUCGUCGGUUAUCACGGACGGAAGUGUCGCGAAUAGUAAAAAAAAAAAUCAAACAAUCCGCUUGUACAGUUGUCAUUGUCUAUUUUUCUCGAAAUUUCCGUAGUAAACUUCUCUCGGUUUUUCGGUAUCGCUACCGUCUGACGGACACCACACGGGCGACCGAUUUGGAACAGACGACCGCGGCGUCGUCGGUGGGCGACGCGACAUCCGUUCACGGAAGACAUUUUUAUUUCGGAAGUCCGCCGUUUCGCGUUCGACGAUCGCCGUUUCAUUUUUUUUUUCUGGAGAACUUUAUCAGUUUCUAAUAAAUGACGUGUUUGGAUUGACGUGAAAAUGGGACAAAAAGUUAGCAGCCUUGGCGACGUGUUCUCUUGGAAGAAUGCCGACUCGUCGAAAAACAACGAUGGGCCGACCGCGGGAGCCCGAAACAGCCCGCGUUCGUCCAUCCCGGCAGCAGCCUCCGUUCCCGUCUGUGCGGUGCACGGCGUUCCAGUCGCAGGAGAUCAGCAGCAUUUCGAAAAUAUUUACGUUUCCAACAGUGACGGAGCGUCCUCUUCGGGCGGUGAUCAGAGCAUGAACGGUUGCGAAGCGCCAGCAACGACUUCCGGCGUAGAAACGGUGACGUCCAAGAACACGCAGACGUCCUCGACGAAAAGUACAGCUGGUUCUAAAAAGCUCAACCACUGGGUGUUGCGUUUCAACUGCUCUCGUCCAAAGUCAAAGAGUACAAAGUACUAUAAUCCAAAUGACUAUAUGCCCAAAGAGUUAAACGAAGAAAAGAGUGAGACUUGCGUAUGCACAGGUUAUAACCGCACAGAAGACAAUGAAGAUGAAGAUGAUGAUGAUGAUGAAGAUGUUGAUCUUGAUGAAUUGACUGAUAGUUUUUUUGAUCCUUCAAUGCUAAACAAUCCAGACCUGAGUGAUGAAGCGUUUCAUGACUUGCGCAACUUUGGAACUGCAUUAAAUGCUUUUAAUGCAUUUGAAAGACGCAGCGAAUUGGUUUUGCCUUCGUUUGAUGAAGGAUUUAUGGAUCUGGCAGAACUAAGUAGAGCAGAAUUUAUGAACGAAGACCUUGAAGACAGAGCUUACAAAGAGCGGGCCAAAGAAAUCCAAGAGGGUAUCGAACCACCGCCAGGAUUUAGGCCUGGGUUACACAUACAACUGGUAGAAUUUAGUUUGCCCAAAAUGACUAUAGACAAUUUAACCUCUUUAUUCCAUAGAGCUGCAAUGACAGCUUUAACUGCUCCACAUGAUAUGGAUGACAGUCAACGAAUACAUACAUCCAUUGACUAUAUUCACUACUUAGUUCCUGAUCUACUUCAAAUCACAAAUUGCUCGUUUUAUUGGGGCAAAAUGGACAGAUAUGAGGCAGAAAAAUUGCUUGAAAAUAAACCUGAAGGCACUUUUUUACUUAGAGAUUCGGCUCAAGAAGAGUAUUUGUUUUCUGUAAGCUUCAGGAAAUACGGUCGAUCUUUACAUGCACGAAUUGAACAAUGGAAUCAUCUCUUUAGUUUUGAUUCAAGGGAUCCUGGUGUUUUUGCAUCAUCUACAGUUUGCGGACUAAUAGAACAUUAUAAAGAUCCUACUUGCUGUAUGUUUUUUGAACCAAUGCUGACCAUACCAUUACAUCGAAAUUUCACAUUUUCUUUGCAACACACCUGUCGUGCAGCAAUUUGUAGUCAAAUUACAUAUGAUGAUGUCAAUCAAUUAAAACUUCCAAAACUAUUAAAGUCGUACUUAAAAGAGUAUCAUUAUAAGCAACGUGUAAGGGUACGCAUAUUUGAUUCAGAAAACUAAUCUCUUUUUUAAAAAACUCAUUUAGUUUUAAUUAUAUUUUAUUUCAAUAUUUCUAAUUAUAUGAAUAAUUUUAACAUUAUUAUUUUUAAUGCUAGAUAAAAUGUUAAUUGUUUCUCAUUUAAAUAAAAAAAAUUGGUACUAACAUAAAUUACAUUACUUAUUUCUAUACCUCCCUGCCAAAAUGUACUUGUACAUUACUACCUGUUUAAAUUAAUUACUUAGUUUAACAUUAUUAAAUUAUAAGUUAUGUUUAAAAUUUUUGUUGACCACUUACAUUUUACAAAAUUAUUAUUAAAUCUGACGUAUCUUUAUCUGAACACCUUAAUUGGUUAACUAAAACAUUUUAUAUUUCACACAAU